GCGUCAGUGACACACCUGUCGAGUAUCUGCAGGUGAGGAGGUGAGCAGGAGCUCGAGCUACAAUAAAGGUGAACUACAAGAAUCUUGACUGAAGAUGGAGUUUAAGAAUAUAACGUCAUCUGCUGCGCUUAUUUAUGAUGAGUUUAUUCAAAAUGCAGACUCGAGGACAGGAAACUGGUUGCUUAUGUCGUCUCCUCUUCCCCAAACGAUAAUCAUCGCAGCGUACAUCUACUUUGUCACGUCGUUGGGGCCUCGAAUAAUGGAGAACCGCAAACCCUUCGACCUGAAAGGCGUCCUCAUCGUCUACAACUUCAGUGUGGUGGCUCUCUCGCUCUACAUGUGCUAUGAGUUUGUGAUGUCGGGAUGGGGAACAGGUUACUCAUUUCGCUGUGACCUGGUUGACUACUCUGAAUCACCACAGGCAAUGCGGAUGGCGGCAACGUGCUGGCUUUACUAUUUCUCAAAAUUCAUUGAGAUGUUGGACACAAUCUUCUUUGUGCUGAGAAAGAAGAACAGCCAGGUGACGUUCCUUCAUGUCUACCAUCACUCCAUCAUGCCCUUCACCUGGUGGUUUGGCGUCCGUUUUGCUGCAGGUGGACUGGGAACGUUUCACGCUCUUCUCAACUGUGUUGUCCACGUCAUCAUGUACUCCUACUACGGCCUGACCGCUAUGGGCCCCAGCUACCAGAAGUACCUGUGGUGGAAGAAAUACCUCACGACCAUUCAGCUGAUCCAGUUCGUUAUGGUGACCAGCCACAUCUCCCAGUAUUUCUUCAUCAAGGACUGCCCCUACCAGUUCCCCAUCUUCAUCUACAUCAUUGGCCUGUACGGCCUGAUUUUCCUGUUUCUCUUCCUCAACUUCUGGUAUCACGCCUACACAAAGGGCAAAAGGCUGCCCAAAGUGCUCCAGGCUCAGACUUGGGCACACCACACCAACGGAGUCAUGAACGGGAACGCAAGUCACGAAAAAGAUGAGUAACGCAGGACUCCGACUCGUGUUUGACUUUAUCGUGAGCUUGUCUUGUAGUCUGAAUUCCAGGCCUGCUUUAUGUGGACUGCAUUUCCGACUGCUGUUCUACCUGCAAUAGACAAUCUGUUCAAUAUGACCAAAGCUGUAUAUGUAACGUUUAUUGAAACAUGUGAAAGGAUUUUAUUGAGCUUUCUAAUUACGCUGAAGGUAAAGCCCAAGUUUUGCUAUGAAGACUUCCUAAUAUCUCAUUUUUCUGCUAAAAAAAAUAUAAUUCAGUGUCAGAAAAAAAUGAUUCCAGUGUUUUACAAAGGGCUUCAUCUGCAUAUAAGACUGUGAGGUCCCUUACCAAUCUCACACUGUGCAUCUCACGUCAAGAUUACUCGUCACAUUUUUGUCUUGGUCUUACUUCUCAUCAAACUUUUAGGAACUCCUGUUUAGGUUAUUUUAAAGGUAUGCACUGAAAAGUUGAGGUUUUUUUAUUUCACAAGAUCUAAACGGAUGCGGACGCUCAGGAGUUGAGGCUCCACAUGCCGCAUCCUUCAGGUUUCAUAGCAGAUUACUGGUUGCAUGCAUUUUCUUCCCCCCCCCCCCCCCCCCCCCCCCAAACCACACCCAGUUUGGAUUGCAUGACUUCUUCACUAUGGCUCGAGUCACCGCUGCUGAAGGUUCAAAUGUUGGGAUCAAUUUAUCCACUUGACUUGAUUUUCCUAUGAAGCAGUAUUGUGACAGAAGCCAGAGAGACGUCCUGCGGUUCUUGUAGGAUCCAGAGCAGAGCUUUAGCUACAGACAUGACUACUACCUUACUGACUCGUUUUGCAAUAUAACACUCGAUGAUGCCGUACAGAGUUUCAUCAACAGUUUAGUUUUCCAGUCAGAAAACCUCCACCAGCAUUUGAUUCAUGAGUUGACGCUGUGGUGAACGUUGCUGGAGUCGACGCCUGUGGAGUAGUUUGAUAUCUUGUUAUGAUGAACGUCAGGUGAAUAACACUCUGCUCCUCUGGUGACUGAGGACGCAGGAUCCAGCUUUGUGUGGAAGGACUUGGGCUUUUUUUUUAAUGUUCAAACCCACCAUGAUGCUAAAGGUUUACAGAGAUCCGAUUCAUACAAAUGUGAGUUGUUUUCAGUUUCUUGUCCCUUCCUAGACCAAUGGUUAAAAUGUAAGAAUUAUGUAACAUGUAGUGUUUAUAUUGUUUUUUUUAUGUAUUUAUACAAAAUAAAUGAUCAUUGUACUUUAAAA
Salarias fasciatus (jewelled blenny) is the source of this 2207-nucleotide messenger RNA. It is a transcript of the gene elovl7a, whose product is annotated as ELOVL fatty acid elongase 7a. Gene Ontology annotation, biological process: fatty acid elongation, polyunsaturated fatty acid; sphingolipid biosynthetic process; fatty acid elongation, saturated fatty acid. Lineage: Eukaryota; Metazoa; Chordata; Actinopteri; Blenniiformes; Blenniidae. The record is from RefSeq and is a predicted model, not a curated record. The transcript is spliced from 8 exons. Gene Ontology annotation, cellular component: endoplasmic reticulum; endoplasmic reticulum membrane. Bases 95 to 979 code for a protein of 294 amino acids. Gene Ontology annotation, molecular function: fatty acid elongase activity.